This is a messenger RNA of Oncorhynchus nerka (sockeye salmon), 622 nucleotides long. RefSeq names its product intelectin-like. The annotation marks the transcript as partial. NCBI's taxonomy places the organism in Eukaryota, Metazoa, Chordata, Actinopteri, Salmoniformes, Salmonidae. Gene Ontology annotation, molecular function: oligosaccharide binding. The transcript is spliced from 4 exons. The record is from RefSeq and is a predicted model, not a curated record.
AACCCUGGGUAUUAUGACAUCAUGGCAGAGGACAUGUCUGUGUGGCACGUUCCCAACAACUCUCCUAUGGAACACUGGAAUCUGGCGUCCAUCCUGCGUUACCACACAGAGAGACGCUUCCUCACCCUGCACGGAGGAAACCUGCACCAACUCUUCAAGACGCACCCAGUGAGAUACAACGUGGGGUCUUGCAGCAACAGAGGACCAUCCAUUCCUGUUGUCUAUGACCAUGGAGACACAGAGACCACCAGACAGCUGUAUGGGCCCACCUCAAGAGAUGAGUUUCAACCCGGCUUCAUCACGUUCAGAGCCAUAAAUACCGAACGAGCAGCCAUGGCCAUCUGCUCUGGGGUCAAACCAACUGGCUGCAACACUGAACAUUACUGUAUAGGUGGUGGUGGACACUUCCCUGAGGGUGCUCCCUACCAGUGUGGUGACUUCACUGGCUUUGACUGGGAUGACUACGGGACCAACACAGGCUGUAGUGCGUCCAGGGAGGUCACCGAAGCUGCUGUGCUGCUCUUCUACCGUUAAAUUCCAUCCUAAACCUGUUUACUAUGUUCUACACACUGUAAAGAAUACAACUUUAUUGUCCAAAAUAAACUAACCAUUCUAUGGUAUU